Molecule: messenger RNA, 554 nt
Organism: Uloborus diversus
Lineage: Eukaryota; Metazoa; Arthropoda; Arachnida; Araneae; Uloboridae
Exons: 4
Coding region: 21-554 (177 amino acids)
Source: RefSeq, a predicted model, not a curated record
GACUACAAGCAUUCCGUAUUAUGUGUCAGCAACAAUUUUCCAAACUGGAUACAAUGGUUUCAAAAACCGAAAGUGGACAAGUAGACUAUUUUCGAGAGAUAAAGACUGAUUUAGAUAUUCUUGAAAGUGGACUGAAAUGCUAUCAGAGGGAAACAAGUUCUGUUUUAAAGGAUGUAUGUAAUCAUUAUGCUUCUGAUACAGCUCAUAUUGCAUCUCAAUUGGAAUCUCAAAGGGAUGUACAAAUUCGGAUGGAAAACACAUUAUUCCAAGAAAUCAUUGACCAAAAAGAUGCACUGCUGGAAAAGCAAAAUUUAUUUAUGAAAGAAAAAUUCCCUCAGCUUAUUAACAACUUAAAUGAAAUGAAUAAUGAAGUGAUCUCUUGGUUUUCUCAGAUUCAUCAGCAGUUAUUACAAAAGAUUGAUAUUCAGAAGAGCAUUGCUGACCAGCGCACAAAAAUUCAAAGAAGUUUAUUAUCUUCAAUACAAGAAUCCAUAAAUUUAUUUCACACUGAACAUGAAGAAUUAUUACAGAUCAUGCAUGAAAAAAACAUCUGA